AUCUUUUGUUGUAUUUUUUAUCACAUAUAUACAUUCACAUAAAAUAAUAUAUCGCAAAAUGUUUGAUCGAUAGUAUUUCGAUAGUACGUUUAAUUGAAAAAGACGUUGAUCAAGAAAAUGCCAGUUAUAAUUAUUAAAGAUUAUUCUUGGCGUCAAACUUCAGAAUUUGUUAUUUUAAAUGUACCUUUAAAAGGAUAUCCAAAAAAGAUUGACUUAUUUGUAAUAGACAAUUAUAUAAAGAUCAGUUUUCCACCAUUUAUAUUAGAAUUAUUUCUUUUUGCUAAUAUUGUUGAAAAAGAAAGUAAAUGCAUUUUAACGGAAAAUGAAGCAAUACUUACCUUGCGUAAAACGAAUAUUAACUUGAUAUGGACUACAUUGGAAAUUCAAGAUAUUAACAAUGAUUUUAAACGACAAUGCCGUAUUCAAGCUUUAGAACAUGCUCAAAAACACGCUGAAGAAAGAACAAAAUUUAAAAAUGAAAAGCGUCAAUAUUUACAAAAAGAAGCGGUAAAAGAACAAAUUAAUAUUAAUACAGACACAUUGAAUAAAAUAGAAGCAAUACGAGAUACACAUCGAAAAGAAGCUAUGCAGGAAUUUGAAGAUUGGAGAUCGAAAGCUGAAUUACCAUUUCUUUCUAAUAUUGACAGACAAGCACAAGAAAAUAGAAAAGCUUAUAAACCACCACUAAAAUGGUUUAAAAAUAAGGAUAAUACAUUAAAAUCUCAAUCAAUUAUCGAAAAAGAAAUAUUUAAUAGUACAACCAUUAUAAAAGAAUUUGAAACUAAUAUAAAGAAUGAUGAACAGAUUUCAAAAAUUCAAUCAAUAAAUACAAAUCAAGAAAGUAAUACUGAAACAGAAAUGAUAAUAAAGGAAAAAGAUAAUAAAAAUGACAUUAGUUGUUCUGAAGAAUCUGAAUCAGAUUAUGAAAUUUCAUCGCAUAGUUCAGUACAAGAAAUGAACAAAAAUGAUAUAAAAAAAUUAUAUAAUAAAAAACAAAAAAGGCCAGGAUUAGAAACUGUAAAAUCUGCAAUAAGGGGUAAUAUUUUAAAAAGAAAUAAUAUAUUUGAAGAACCUUCAAAAUCGAUACCGUUACCAAGAAAAAUGGGUAUAAUCAAUAUCACAUUUUCGGAACGGAAAUUUCCAACACCAGCUAGAGAAAGUUCUCAUGUCGAAGAACAAGAAUGGUUGCAGAAACAGGCAGAAGCGAGGCGUAAAAUUGGUUUUGAUGCAAAAGAUCUUCGACCAGAAGAACGAGAUCCCCAAUGGUUAAAGGAUAAAGGAGAUGAAUUUUUCAAAGUUGGAAAUUAUUUAGCUGCUAUAAGCGCUUAUACGUAUGGAAUUAAGAUUAGUGAUAAAAUGGCAUCUCUCUAUGUAAAUAGAUCAGCAGCGCAAUAUGCAUUAGGCAAUUAUCGUAGAUGUAUAGAAGAUUGUUCUAAAGCAUUAGAAUUAAUGGAACCAAAAUGUGAAAGCAAUCAAGAAUCAAGAGCCAGAUGUCACGCUCGACGAGGCGCAGCACUUUGUAAAUUAUCGGCUCCUCAGCAUGGUAUUCCUGAACUAGAAGCUGCUUUGAAAUUAACACCGGAUAAUGAAAGUAUAAAACGUGACGUAUUGGUCGCAAAACAAUAUUUCGAUAUAAAAGACUAAUUAUAAAAAAAUGAUAAAUAAAAAGAAGAAAGUUUAUAUGACUUUUUUUUAAACAUAUAAUAUAUUCGUUUAUGACGAAUAUUAUGAAAGGUGAGAGUGAACAUCGAUUGCCUAAAUUGAAACUCAUGUUACACGAAUAUCCGUUAACAGUUAUUCAUAGAACUGACUUAAUAGUAUGCAAAGAAUUACGAAUCCAUGAAUUGCAAAUUAAAUUUUAUGUCUAGAUACAUAUUUUAUAUAAUUAAUAAUUUUAAAAUUGAUUAUUAUGGAUUAUCAAUACUGGAGAAGAUUAUAUUUUUGUUGUAUCUAAUUAAAGUUUUCUAAUUAAUCAUUUUAAUCUUAUUUUAAAAAUUAUCAAAUUAUGUGACUUUUGACACAUAUCAUUCAUUUAAUAUCUGAUUUUUAUUUAGUUAUCAAUUAAUAUAUUAAUAUAUUUAUUAAAAAUAAUAAUUAUGAUAAAAUAGUUCGAAUAAUUAAAUAGUAUGUUCUAUUUAUAAUAUCAUUAAUAAAUUUCUUUUGGAAAUAAAUAGAAUUUCAAAUAAACAUAAUCAAAGUGCUGAUAUGAAGGACAUUCCUGUUACGUCAUUUUAAUUGGUAAUUACUUAAAGUAAUCGUCACAUACACAUUUUUAUUAUUAAUUAUAUGUUUCGUACAUAUAAAUUAUAAUAAAUAUAUUCAUAUAUUCCGCAAUAAAUAUAUUCAUAUAUUUGAAGAAAAUUAUUCUUUUUAAAUCAAAAAAUUGAUGAAUAAAAUAUUUGAAAAAAUAUAAUUAAAAAAAGAUUUAAAAAAUAAAAAUAUUAUAAACAAAAUAAAUGUAAAAUAGAAAACAAAAUUAAAUAUAUGGG
Apis cerana (Asiatic honeybee) is the source of this 2489-nucleotide messenger RNA. Its product is annotated as dynein axonemal assembly factor 4. The record is from RefSeq and is a predicted model, not a curated record. Lineage: Eukaryota; Metazoa; Arthropoda; Insecta; Hymenoptera; Apidae. Gene Ontology annotation, biological process: outer dynein arm assembly; inner dynein arm assembly; cilium movement. Gene Ontology annotation, molecular function: protein binding.